This is a messenger RNA of Cololabis saira (Pacific saury), 2212 nucleotides long. RefSeq names its product zinc finger CCHC domain-containing protein 7-like. The transcript has 8 exons. The record is from RefSeq and is a predicted model, not a curated record. NCBI's taxonomy places the organism in Eukaryota, Metazoa, Chordata, Actinopteri, Beloniformes, Belonidae. Gene Ontology annotation, molecular function: nucleic acid binding; zinc ion binding. The coding region runs from base 394 to 1839 and encodes 481 amino acids.
AAGCGGCAUGGUGGGAACUUUUUUCCGUCUCAGCCGCUUUGAGAAAACUGUUCUUACCGUAUUGAACAUAAACUUCACCUACAUACAGUAAGUUUUGACAAUAAGCAGCUAAAAGUCCAUUCAUUUAAAUUGUGUUUUAGACUUAGGUUUAGCCUCUAUUUUAGCUGCAGUGCUACAUGCUCCUUCCUUUACGAAGUUUACCGGCGCGUCAAAGUUUUGGGCUAAUUUACAAAUCAGGUUUGAUGAAAAAUAUUCUCAAACUUAGAAAGCCUUAUAUUUAUUUGGUACUGACUUUUUUUUAAAGGUGUGUAAAUAAAACAUUAGCCAGCGUGGUUUGUCAGCAGUGCAGAAAGCCUCCGGUAGGGGUCGCUGUUGAGGCUGUCAGAUUGCACUAUGAAGCAUGGCGAGGGAUUAAAAAAUGACAUAUUUUUUAUUGAAGACUGCAGUAGUUCAGAAGGUGAGGGGGAAGUUAAAUUUGGUUACCAGAAACAGCCCCAAAAUCGCCAAACAGUUAGAAAGCUUAGCAGGGAGGGCUCUCCUCCCCUCCUCCUGGCUUUCUCCACCACUUCUGGAAAAGAUCUGCAGGACAUCAGCUCAACUUCCCGCACUGACUCACAAGAGAAGGAAGAGAGUGAGCAGUCCAUCGAGGAAUGGAUGAUUCUGGGAGGAGAGGAGCAGCUGGAGGACUCAAGCAUCCAGCUCAACGUGAGCUGCUGGAGCAGCUCUGAGGACUUUGGAGAUGAAGAUAUAAAAGAAGACAAUCAGAAAUCAUUAACAAAUACCUGGGUUGUAUCAGACAAGGACAAGUAUGGUGCUGAUCAGUCUCUGGCCAGCCGCUACUUCACGGCUGGCCGCCCUUUGAUCUGUCACAUCUGCAACAGAAUGGGACACGUUGCCAAAAACUGCUACCUUCACAAGAGAUGUCCCACCUGUGUCCUUUGUGGGAUCCAGGGCCACAUUCAGAGGGACUGUCCAGGUCGCCACUGCUCGAACUGUGGACUGCCACCACACGGUCCUGGUCCCUGCAAAGUUCCUCCAGUGUGGAACCAACACUGCCAGCGCUGUGGGAUGACAGGCCACCUGUCUGAUGGUUGCCCAGAUACAUGGCGACAGUACCACUUGACUAUCAGGUUAGAAGCUCCUCUCAGGCUAAAGACUUCCUGCAGUCUCAGACAUAAGAGUCUCCAUGCUCAUUGCUACAACUGCUCUAAAAGGGGACAUUAUGGCUAUGAGUGCAAGAGGACAAGGAUGAUCAGUGGUACUUUUCCUUCACUGCCUUAUGUUUGCCACUACGACAGCGUGGACGACAUUCUACAGUGUUGCUCCAGGAUGCAGACAGGAGCACUUGCGAGUAUUGGGUCUUUGCUUCCCUCAAACCAGGAGCAAUUGUGUGAAAGAAUAGGGGAAAGAAGUGAAGAGAAAACCACAGCCCACAGGAGGAGCAACGCAAAGCUGGAGGGAAGUAGUCAAGCCGGCAGGAGGAAAACAUGGCCAGAAAAGCGCAGAGAGAGGCGGGAGGUGAAACGACGGAGGAGAGAGGCCCAAGCAACGCGGGAAGGAGGCCUGCCUGGGAGGUCCUGCUGCACCUCUGAUGAUGAAGUUUGUUCAGCAAACCCCUUUGGACAACCCCUCCAUGGUCACAGCCAGUUCAUACCUCCUUCGGAGAGGAAGAUUGGGGUAGAGAAAGCUGGAGGAAAGAGCAGGAAGAGCAGAGAGGCAGAGAGGUGGAAGAAAAGAGGGGGGAUGAAACGGGGGGAUUUGUAUCCUCAUGUUGAUGUGGACAUUGGAAGUGAAAACCUUUUCUCUCCAAAGCAAAGAGUACGUCACAGACGGAGAUGAGUGAUUUCAUUAUCAGUAUUUGUUUAAUAUUCUGUUUUUAGUGUGAAAUUAGUAGGAAUAUGAUAGGAAUUGGGGGUAAAAAAUGAUGUUUCAAGUUCUUUUGAUUUGUUAAUUUUUUGUUGUCUGUUUGAAAGAAACAAACAGAAUAGAAGGAUAGUAUUGACUGACAGAUUAUCAUCUUCACUGAAUUGGAAUUGAAUGAACCUUUAGAAUUUAGAUUUUUUUCUGUUAUCACUAACUUGAUUAUUUUACUCUGUGUUGCAUAUCAUGUUAAUAUAUUAAUAAUUUUUUGUACAAUACAUUCCUGCUUUUGACCUGAAUUACAUCAUGUGUUGUGGGGGUGGUUACACUCCCACGUGUGAUUGCAGUAUUU